Lineus longissimus is the source of this 1365-nucleotide messenger RNA. RefSeq names its product major centromere autoantigen B-like. Gene Ontology annotation, cellular component: nucleus. The transcript is spliced from 2 exons. The record is from RefSeq and is a predicted model, not a curated record. Gene Ontology annotation, molecular function: DNA binding. The coding region runs from base 1 to 1365 and encodes 454 amino acids. Lineage: Eukaryota; Metazoa; Nemertea; Pilidiophora; Heteronemertea; Lineidae.
AUGGAGGAAGAAGUUAUGGAGCCGCAGCCUGCCCCUAAACGCCGUCGCCACUAUUCAUUAAAUGAAAAGGUCAAACUGCUCACAGAUUUUAGACUCCUCCAGGCAAAUAAUGAAAAUGUUUCAGCUUCUGCAUUUGCAAAAGACAACAACUUAUCACGGUAUACGUUCUUUGGUUGGUUAAACGAUGAGGGGGUUAUCCUCCAGCAUCGAGAGGACUCAAAGAGAAGAGGAACUGAGCAAGCGUGCUUUGAGAGAGGAAUAGGACUAUUUCCGGAGAUGGAAAGAAAUUUGUACGACUGGUUUAUGAUGCAACGUGGUCUAGGUAUGCCCAUCGCAGGACGACAGAUAUCCCACGAGGCAUUACGGUUGUACACAGAUUGGUGGGAUGACCUUGGGAUGGACCGUCAAGCGGUUAUUUUGCGUGAGCAGCCGACACUUUCCGUUUUCACCGCAUCUAACGGAUGGCGUUUAGGUUUCCUUAAAAGACACGGCAUUACAUGCCGACGGAAAACCAAGGAUGACAAGCAACUUCCGGAACAUGCUGAUGAGGUGGUGACCAACUUUAGGAAUGCAUUUCAUAACACAGUUCGAGAUACCGCACCAUCUUUCAUUGCAAACCUAGACGAGACAUUCGCUCUUUUCGACGCAUUGCCGAAUUACACAUACGAUACAAAAGGCAAUCGCCAAGUUAACAUAAAGUCAUCGCGUGGGAAUACACGCCUUGGAUGUAGCGUAACCCUUGGCAUAACCAGCAACGGAAGGAAGAUGCCAUGCCACAUUACCUUUAAAACACCAACAAUUGCUGCAAGGGAAGAGUUAAGAGCUAAUCCACCGCCAAAUGUCCAUAUCGCUCACACCGAAACUGGUUGGGUCAGGACUCAAGUCUUGCUGGAUCUCAUCGAGGAGAUUGUAAUACCAUUUGUUGGGGCUGACGUACCGUAUAUCCAUCUGUGGGACAGGGCACGCGUACACCUGAAUGAUGAUGUCGCCAUGCGAGUGGUUGAGAUAGGUGGUAUCAUUGAACUGAUACCUCCCAAAUGUACUCCGCUUUUACAGCCUCUCGAUUUGACUGUCAUGGGAAGUUUUAAAAGUAAGCUCCGUUCCAAUUGGCGCGCAUGGAAGGAGGCGCACACCGUUGAUGGACAGUGCCCGCCCAUUUGCCACCUUGAUGUUGCACGAUUGAUUGGGGCAGCAUGGGAUGAAGUUCCCCCGAAUGUCGUAAUCAGCGGAUUUCGCGCCGCCGGUAUAUUGGGUGAUGGCAAUGAUGAAGAUGGCGAUGGUAACGGAGGACAUGAAGUAGAAGCCAACGAUGACGAGGAGGGUGAUGGGCUUGAAUAUCUUCCAGUGAUGGAGCAAGAUCAGUGA